Molecule: messenger RNA, 2766 nt
Organism: Cladophialophora psammophila CBS 110553
Lineage: Eukaryota; Fungi; Ascomycota; Eurotiomycetes; Chaetothyriales; Herpotrichiellaceae
Product: dolichyl-phosphate-mannose-protein mannosyltransferase
Exons: 3
Coding region: 1-2766 (921 amino acids)
Biological process (GO): protein O-linked glycosylation via mannose
Cellular component (GO): membrane; endoplasmic reticulum
Molecular function (GO): dolichyl-phosphate-mannose-protein mannosyltransferase activity
Source: RefSeq, a predicted model, not a curated record
AUGGCCAACGCCCCCUCGCGCAAAAAUGCUGCCUCGCAAAAGGCUACUUCUCCCGCACCGACCUCGAACGGAGUGAGCGGUGACAGGAUCCGCACGCAAUCCAGUAAAAUAAAGAGCUACGCAUCAGAAGGAGUGACAGACAAUGAUAUAUUCCUGCUCCCCAUGUCGGACUAUCAGAUCAUGGCACUGCUGACUCUGUUGGCUGGCGUCGUCCGCCUGUUCAAGAUCUACCAACCCACCAGCGUCGUCUUCGAUGAGGUCCAUUUCGGUGGGUUUGCUACCAAGUACAUCAAGGGCAAGUUCUUCAUGGAUGUCCAUCCUCCUCUAGCCAAACUCCUCAUUACCCUGGCUGGCUGGCUGGCCGGCUUCAACGGCGACUUUGAUUUUAAGGACAUUGGAAAGGAUUAUCUCGAGCCCAAAGUCCCUUACGUCUCGAUGCGCCUCCUACCUGCUAUCCUUGGAGUUCUCACCAUUCCCACGAUGUUUUUGACCUUGAAAGCGUACGGAUGCCGAACAGUCACAGCUUGUCUCGGCGCCGCGCUCUUGAUUUUUGAAAAUGGACUGAUCACACAAUCAAGGCUGAUUCUUCUCGACUCGCCCUUGGUCAUCUGCACCGCUUUCACCGCUCUGGCAUGGACUUGCUUCACAAACCAACAUGAACUGGGUCCCGACCGAGCUUUUGACGCAAGUUGGUGGUUUUGGCUUGCAGCUACUGGUUUAGGCCUGGGUGCCACCGCCAGCGUCAAAUGGGUUGGUCUCUUCACCAUCGCAUGGGUCGGCAGCUUGACCAUCCUCCAAUUGUGGGUUCUGCUUGGCGAUAGCGUCAACGUCAACCCGAGGAAAUGGUUCAAGCAUUUCUUUGCCAGAGUCUUUUGUCUGAUUGUCAUCCCGAUCGCAUUCUAUGUGGGAAUGUUUGGGAUUCAUUUCCUUUGUUUGGUUAAUCCCGGCGACGGUGACGGAUUCAUGUCUUCUGAAUUCCAAGCAACUUUGAACAACAAGGGCAUGGCCGACACUCCUGCCGACGUCUUGUUUGGCAGCGAAGUGACCAUUCGGCAUCACAACACCCAAGGUGGCUACCUCCACUCCCAUCCGCACAUGUACCCCGGUGGCAGCAAACAACAGCAGGUUACACUAUACCCCCAUAAGGACGAAAACAACAUUUUUCUACUCGAGAACCAGACGCAGCCGGUCACCGUCGACAAUGUCACCAUUACAGGCCCUAAAGCGUGGUCCAAUUCUACCGAGUUCAUCAAGGACGGCGACAUUAUCAGGCUGUACCACAUAACAACCCAUCGGCGCAUUCACUCUCAUGAUGUCCGACCUCCUAUUACCGAGGCCGACUGGCAAAAUGAAGUGACUGCUUACGGCUACGAAGGAUUUGAAGGCGACGCUAAUGACCUCUUCCGGGUGGAGAUUGUCAAGUCUAUGUCUGAUGGCGAAGAAGCCAAGAAGAGGCUGAGAACCAUUCAGACCAAAUUCAAGCUGGUUCACAUCAUGACCGGCUGUGUCCUCUUCUCACACAAGGUCAAAUUACCUGAUUGGGGAUUCGAGCAACAGGAAGUGACUUGUGCUAAAGGAGGCACCCUUCCCAACAGCGUGUGGUACAUUGAACAGAAUCAGCAUCCAAUGCUAGGGGAAAGUGCAGAGAAGGUUAACUACAGGAACCCUGGCUUCUUGGGCAAGUUCUGGGAAUUGCAAAAGGUCAUGUGGAGGACAAAUGCUGGCUUGAUUGAGUCGCACGCAUGGGAUUCUCGACCGGGCUCCUGGCCAAUCCUCCGUCGUGGAAUCAAUUUCUGGGGCAAAGAUCAUCGUCAGAUCUAUCUUCUCGGAAAUCCCGCCAUUUGGUGGCCCUCGAGUCUGGCCAUCUUAACCUACGUCAUUUUCAAGGGCAUCGCAGUCCUACGCUGGCAACGCAGUUGCAAUGAUUAUUCCAACGUCAACUUUAAGCGAUUCGACUAUGAAAUCGGCCAGACUGUUCUUGCUUGGGCGUUUCACUACUUCCCCUUUUACUUGAUGGCAAGACAGCUGUUUCUGCACCACUACUUCCCAGCCCUGUACUUCGCCAUCAUGGCUAUGUGCCAAAUUUUCGACUUUGUCGUCAAUCGCAUCUCGUCUCUCGGAUUGAAGAAGUAUCCCGAGAUUGGCUGGAGUGUGGCUGUGCUGUUUGUGGCUUUCGCGAUCGGUGUGUUCACCUUAUACGCUCCAUUGAUCUAUGGAAAUCCGUGGACACAAGACCAAUGCAGAUCGGUCAGACUGUUUGAUACUUGGGACUUUGACUGCAAUACUUUUCACACUGAUUACGCCCAGUACUCGACACCACUUCCAUUCUUGGGAGAAGGCGGGGCCACUCCCACUGUUCCGUCAGUGAAGAUCGACUCGGAAAGAAAAGAUGAUCCUUCAGCUGUCACUCCCCAGGUAGGUGAAGGCAAGGUGAUUGGUCAAGAGGAGCGGGUUGAAUACCGUGAUCAGAACGGCAACCUCUUAGAUGAAGCCCAGGUCCAAGCGUUGUUGGCGGAAGGCAAGGCAUCUUUCCAGACCAAAUACGAGACCAGGACGAGACUGGUAGAUGAGCAAGGCAACGAGGUCAACGGUCCGGGAGUUGCCCCUGACCACCCGGAUGUAGAAGGCCAGAACCCGUUGACGAAGGGUGUGCCAGAAGAGCAGGCCAACAAGUCGCCCGCGGAUGCCCAGGCCGACGGAUCAGUGAAGAAGGGAGAUGAGAGCAAAGCCAAACCGGCCAGCGAUGCGAGUGAGGCGACGAAGUAA